Messenger RNA from Staurois parvus, 284 nucleotides. The record is from the annotation of a GenBank genome assembly. Lineage: Eukaryota; Metazoa; Chordata; Amphibia; Anura; Ranidae.
AUCAGCUGUGUCCAAUCACAGCUGAUUGCUGAUGAUCAGUGUGCCCUGAUGAUCAGUGUAGCCCCAGCAGUGCCACCUGUCAGUGUCCAUCAGUGCUCAUCCAUGCCACCUGCCAGUGUCCAUCAGUGCCACAUAUCAGUGCCUACUAGUGCACAUCAAUGCCACAUAUCAGUGCCCAUCUGAGCUGCCUUUCAGUGCCGCCCAUCAGUGCUGCCUUUCAGUGCUCAUCAGUGAUGCCUGUCAAUGCCCAUCCGUGUCACCUACCAGUGCCUCCUCAUCAGUGC